Saccostrea cuccullata (small rock oyster) is the source of this 1310-nucleotide messenger RNA. RefSeq names its product calcium-responsive transcription factor-like. The coding region runs from base 214 to 1299 and encodes 361 amino acids. Gene Ontology annotation, molecular function: DNA-binding transcription factor activity. Lineage: Eukaryota; Metazoa; Mollusca; Bivalvia; Ostreida; Ostreidae. The record is from RefSeq and is a predicted model, not a curated record. The transcript is spliced from 7 exons.
ACAAAUAAUUCCAGCUUUACUUUGGAGGGUUUCUGUCAAUUAUGAAUUCAGUCAACAUUUUGAAAGCAUGUUUGAACAGGGUAUGAAUCGUCAUAUAUGAUAUGUUGAUAUGUGAAUGUUUAAUUGAUUUAUGUGACCCUUGGUUGCGAAAAUAAUUAUUUAUCAUCUGCAUGUACAUCAUGCACACAUGCAGUAUCAAAUUACAGUAACGGAAUGGCUGAAGCUUCGCCUCACGUUGUUGUCACAUCUCUCGAUGACGCUGAAAAACGAAUAACGGAUUUUGAAGUUGAGACAGUAACAACUUUUACUAUAUUUCGUCGGAAUAAGGGAUUCAGAAAAGACAUAAACGGCUUAGCUGAACACAAAGUAAAAUGGGAAGAUGUUAGUCGUGGGGAAGGACCAAAGAUUCAGUACAAUGGAACCCCUUUUAUAAUAUUAGGAUGGGAUGUACGAGAGUGUCAGUUUGGUCCAGACCGAAAUGUGAAGCAAAAGCAGAAGUAUCAGUUGGAAAAGACUUUGGAAGGAAAAAAAGACCAUUCCUACACACAAAAAGGCAGGACGUUGCUGCAAAACACCAAGAAGCAGGAUUGUCCUGCGAGAAUUCACUCCAAAAGAAUUUGUAUUUUUCCAGAAUAUAAGAUCAAUGGUCCAGACUCCAUUUGGAAAAGAAAAGACCAGUCACAGAGACUUAAAGCAGCCCUUAAAGAUAAGAAGAACAAAGUGGCAUGGAAAGAGGAGAUCCAUAUACUUUUUCCUUCCCAUGAUGAUCAUAGGAAUCAUGUUACUGGACAACUUGCAGGGUUUUGUCAGCCUGUCGACAAAGUAAUAAAGAAAAAAAUCCAAUGUCUAAUGGAUGAAGGCGUCACCAAAGUAGCCGAAAUGAAGCGUCAUCUGAAGAGUUUUAGUAAAAAAGAUCUUGGAAAGACAUCCACACAGAAUAGACGCUUCUAUCCAUUAGAUAAAGACAUCAGAAAUGUUAUGGACUCAUAUAAAAACCAAACAAGAUUUUCCAAGGAUGAUAAAGAAAAUCUUGAGCAGUUGUUGGAGAAAUAUAAGUCCAUGAAUGAAAAAGACAGCUUCUAUCUUUAUAUCUCUGAAACUGAAGAUUUCCUCUUUGUUGGCCAGACAGAAUGGCAAAAAAGAUUACUCAAUAUAUAUGGUCAAGAAAUCUGUUUGUUGGAUGCAACAUACAAAACUACAAAAUAUGACCUACCAGCAUUUUUGUAUGUGUCAACACCAAUGUUGGUUACACUAUUGUUGGCUGCUUCAUUACUGCAGAUGAAACGAAGAAGUCAAUAAUGAGAGGACUG